UUACUUAACUUCAUCAGCUUCUUCAUCCUCUAGAAAACAUAACAAAGAACAGGUGAACAACAAAGAAGCACUAGAAAAAGAGAGUCAUGGCCACCUCUGCCAUUCAAAGGUCUGCAUUCGCUGGUCAAACUGCUUUGAAGCAACAAAAUGAGUUCAUCCGCAAAGUUGGCAAUGUCGAAGGUGGUCGUAUCUCCAUGCGACGCACUGUAAAAAGCAUUCAAUCAAGCAUGUGGUAUGGACCAGACAGACCCAAGUACUUGGGACCAUUCUCAGAACAGACCCCAUCUUACCUCACUGGUGAAUUCCCAGGUGACUACGGUUGGGACACAGCCGGGUUAUCUGCUGACCCAGAGACAUUUGCAAAGAACCGCGAACUCGAAGUGAUCCACUGCAGGUGGGCUAUGUUGGGUGCCCUAGGAUGCGUCUUCCCUGAGGUUCUCUCAAAGAACGGUAUCAACUUCGGCGAGGCAGUAUGGUUCAAAGCUGGAUCACAGAUCUUCUCCGAGGGAGGUUUGGACUACCUUGGAAACCCCAACUUGGUACAUGCCCAAAGCAUUCUUGCAAUCUGGGCUACUCAGGUUGUGCUAAUGGGGUUUGUGGAGGGAUACAGAGUUGGUGGUGGUCCACUUGGAGAAGGACUAGACAAACUUUACCCCGGUGGAUCUUUUGACCCUCUAGGAUUAGCUGAUGACCCAGAGUCAUUCUCUGAAUUGAAGGUAAAGGAAAUCAAGAAUGGAAGACUUGCUAUGUUCUCUAUGUUUGGGUAUUUCGUUCAGGCUAUUGUUACCGGAAAGGGUCCAAUUGAAAACCUUUAUGACCACAUCGCCGAUCCUGUUGCAAACAAUGCAUGGGCUUACGCUACUAACUUUGCUCCUGGAAAUAAGGGUACUGGAUCGCAGAUCUUCUCCGAGGGUGAUUUGGACUACCCUGGAAACCCUAACUUAGUACAUGCCCAAAGCAUCCUUGCAAUCUGGGCUACUCAAGUUGUGCUAAUGGGGUUUGUUGAGGGAUACAGAGUUAGUGGUGGUCCACUUGGAGAAGGACUAGACAAACUUUACCCCGGUGGAUCUUUUGACCCUCUAGGAUUAGCUGAUGACCCAGAGUCCUUUUCUGAAUUGAAGGUAAAGGAGAUCAAGAAUGGAAGACUUGCUAUGUUCUCCAUGUUUGGGUAUUUUGUUCAGGCUAUUGUUACAGGAAAGGGUCCUAUUGAAAACCUUUAUGACCAUGUUGCUGAUCCUGUUGCAAACAACGCAUGGGCUUAUGCUACAAACAUUGUUCCUGGAAAAUGAAUGUAGCGUUUUCUAGGUGUAUCAUUACUUCAGAAUUGUUAUGUUUGCUGUAGUUCCUUGGCUGUACAUUGUAAUCUUCUCUAGUAGCUAGAAUAUAUAUAACUAUUUUUCCUGUUACUCA
Molecule: messenger RNA, 1410 nt
Organism: Papaver somniferum (opium poppy)
Lineage: Eukaryota; Viridiplantae; Streptophyta; Magnoliopsida; Ranunculales; Papaveraceae
Product: chlorophyll a-b binding protein 5, chloroplastic-like
Exons: 4
Coding region: 87-1289 (400 amino acids)
Biological process (GO): response to light stimulus; photosynthesis, light harvesting in photosystem I
Cellular component (GO): chloroplast envelope; plastoglobule; chloroplast thylakoid membrane
Source: RefSeq, a predicted model, not a curated record